UUGCAUUUUUCUUUUCCCCUCCAGCCACAAAGAAAUGAAGCAAUGAAAAGUUUGACUUGAGAGGGAAGGAAGGGCCACACCCAUGAAAUUUUGCCUUCCUCCUUGUGAAGAGUUUCACUUGAAACAGAGACUGCCGGUGGGAUUUUUACGGUCUUGAACCCCAGAACCAUGUACACAGCAAUUCCUAAAAGUGGCUCUCCCUUCAAUGCUUCAGUAAAAGAGCCAGGCCUGCACAUCUGGCGAGUGGAAAAGAUGAAGCCGGUGUCUGUUCCAGCAGAAAUGAAAGGCAUAUUCUAUACUGGGGAUUCAUACCUGAUUCUCCACAAUGGAGAUGAUGAUCAUUCCAGUGUACACAUCUGGAUUGGCCAGAACUCCUCCCGGGAUGAACAGGGAGCAUGUGCCCUACUCUCCACCCAUCUUAACUCCUUCCUUAAAGAAAAACCUAUCCAGUACCGGGAAGUGCAAGGCAAUGAGUCAGAUAUUUUUAUGGAGUACUUCCCUCAUGGCAUCAAAUAUCAGGAAGGUGGUGUAGAAUCUGCCUUUAACAGGACCCAGGCCAGUCAAGAACACAGUCCCAUCCAGAAACUCUACCAAGUGAAAGGGAAGAAGAAUAUCCGAGCCACUGAAAGGGAGCUUAGCUGGGCUAGUUUUAACACUGGCGAUUGCUUCAUCCUGGACCUGGGAGAGACCAUCUUUACAUGGUGUGGGGCAAAAUCCAACAUUCUGGAGCGCAACAAAGCCCGCGAUUUGGCAGCUGCGAUUCGGGACAGUGAGAGGAAGGGGAAAGCCAGAGUGGAGAUCAUUGCAGAUGGUGAAGAGCCAACUGAGAUGAUAACGGUGCUGGGCCCUAGGCCUCCUCUGAAAGAGGGCAGUCCUGAAGAAGAUGCUGUUGCUGAUCGGAAGAAUGCAGUGGCAGCUGUCCUGUACAAGGUCUCAGAUAUGACUGGGAAAAUGAGCCUGACAAAGGUGUCUGAGUCUAGUCCGUUCCACCAGGACCAGCUCAUCACAGAUGACUGUUUCAUCUUGGACAAUGGGCAGUGUGGCAAAAUCUAUGUUUGGAAAGGCCUCAGAGCCAAUGAACAGGAACAGCAGGCUGCUCUGAAGGUGGCAGAAAACUUCAUCUCCCAAAUGGAGUAUCCACUGAACACACAGGUGGAAAUCUUACCCCAAGGCCGUGAAAGUCCUCUCUUCAAGCAAUUCUUUGUAAACUGGAAGUGAAUGUUGAAUCUACACCUUCCCUAACAAUAUUCUGUGUAUGUGCCUUACCCUGCAUCAACCAUUUUGCCUUAUAAAAUUGGAGCCGCUG
Sceloporus undulatus (fence lizard) is the source of this 1306-nucleotide messenger RNA. RefSeq names its product capping actin protein, gelsolin like (gene CAPG). Gene Ontology annotation, molecular function: phosphatidylinositol-4,5-bisphosphate binding; actin filament binding. The coding region runs from base 169 to 1218 and encodes 349 amino acids. Gene Ontology annotation, cellular component: actin cytoskeleton; cytoplasm. Lineage: Eukaryota; Metazoa; Chordata; Lepidosauria; Squamata; Phrynosomatidae. The record is from RefSeq and is a predicted model, not a curated record. Gene Ontology annotation, biological process: actin polymerization or depolymerization; actin filament severing; barbed-end actin filament capping. The transcript is spliced from 10 exons.